GACGUCACUGAAGCGCCCUGGCUCUCCUGAGCCGCUGGUCCUGCUGGCAAAAGAUGGGAAAAUCAGAUAGACAUCUAUCGACUAAUUAACAUAAAAUAACGGGUUUUGCGGCCGAUUUCCGAUUUACAGAGGAUUCAGUAUUGGCACCGAUUUGAGCUCCACCAGACAACGAGAAAGAUUGGUGUCAUAAUUUGUAACACUGGAUAGCUCCUUUUGGAAGAGGAAAGUCUGUCAGCAUUGUCCGUCCCUGAAAGUGGAGCACAUCAGACCUCUAUUUUAUCAUGAACGUUGUGCCCGCCGUCUCCAGUUGAAGCAGGAUCUCCGCCACAUAAAUCUGUGAAAGUCACAAUUACAAAAUCAGGAAGAUACUUGAGGUCAUACAGUUUUGCUGUCAGCUCCAUUCUUCUAUUUAGCAGAAGAUGUACGGUAGUGCCCGCUCUGUUGGCAGAGGGGAUGCCAACCAUAGUGGAGGAAGAGAUGGAGGUGGAACUGGUAAUCAGGGAUCUGGCCGUUCCCCUCGCCUUCCCCGCUCUCCCCGGAUGGGACACCGUCGCACCAACAGCACCGGGGGCAGUGGAGGAGGUCCUGGCGGAGCAGGAGGCAAGACGCUUUCUAUGGAGAACAUCCAGUCCCUUAACGCUGCGUAUGCCACCUCAGGACCCAUGUACCUGAGUGACAAUGAGGUUGCCAUGGCAGGUGACCACAUACCCAAAAGUGGAGGGACAGUGACGACCAUGGGGAGACAGAGGGUGACAUAUGGGUCAAGGGGCAGCAGCAGUGGGGUUGUGGCUGCGAGCACCCCCAACAUCUCCACCUCAGUGCCUGGCAAUGCCGUGCUGCCAGCAGGCAUGAUGGCAGGUGACGCUCUAGCUUUUGGGGACCACCACAUGGCCUCCACUGUUCCCCAUUCUCUCAGGCAGGCCAGAGACAACACCAUACUGGACCUGCAGGCCCAACUGAAAGAGAUUCUGCGUGAGAAUGAGAUGCUGCGGCGAGAAGUGGAAGUUAAGGAGAGCAAGCUCAGCUCCUCCAUGAAUUCUAUCAAGACCUUCUGGAGCCCAGAAUUAAAAAAGGAGCGAGCUCUCAGGAAAGAUGAGGUUUCUAAGAUCACUGUGUGGAAGGAACAGUACCGUGUGAUUCAAGAUGAAGCACAGCAUCUCCAAAUGACUGUUCAGGCUCUUCAAGAUGAGCUGAGGAUCCAGAGGGAUCUAAACCAGCUGCUCCAGCAAGACCCCUCAAUCCAAGGCCGGGACCUAGCCCUGACCUCUGAACCUACGGAGGAGAACUACCGGCGGCUACACGCAGAGCAUGAAAGGCAGGCCAAAGAGCUCUUCCUCCUCAGAAAGACCCUGGAGGAGAUGGAGCUAAGGAUUGACACACAGAAGCAAACCCUGGGAGCCAGAGACGAGUCUAUCAAGAAACUUCUGGAGAUGCUGCAGAGCAAAGGGCCAUCUGCCAAGGCAUCGGAGGAGGACCAGGAACGGACCAGGAGACUGGCUGAUGCAGAGAUGCACAGGCAUCACCUUGAGAGUUUACUGGACCAGAGAGACCGAGAGAUUAAUGCACUACGAGAGGAGCUGCACCGUCGAUACGAGGGAACCCCCGAGUCCACCAAAACUAAGGCUCUACAGACCGUCAUCGACAUGAAGGAUGCAAAAAUCAAUUCAAUGGAGCGGGGCCUGAGAGACAUGGAGGAGGAGUUGCUAAUGCUGAAGUCCAAUGGACUUCUGAGCUGCGAGGAGCGUCAGGAAGAGAUGAAGCAGAUGGAGGUCUACCGCAGCCACAUGAAAUUCAUGAAGAACAAGAUGGAGCAGGUGAAGCAAGACCUGUCCAGGAAGGACUCAGAGAUGCUUGGUUUGCAGACCAAGCUGGAGACGCUCACCAACCAGUUCUCAGACAGCAAGCAGCACAUUGAAGUCCUCAAGGAGUCCCUCACUGCCAAGGAGCAGCGAGCUGCCAUCUUACAGACAGAGGUGGAUGCCUUGCGCCUGCGCUUGGAAGAGAAGGAGGCAACUCUGAACAAGAAGAGCAAGCAAAUACAAGAAAUGUCAGAAGAAAAGGGCACACUCAACGGAGAGAUCCACGACCUCAAGGACAUGCUGGAGGUCAAGGAGCGCAAAAUUAACGUGUUACAGAAGAAGAUUGAGAACCUGCAGGAGCAGCUGAGGGACAAGGAGAAGCAGUUGACUAGUCUGAAGGAGAGAGUAAAGUCUUUGCAGGCUGACACUUCCAACACUGACACUGCUCUCACAACACUGGAGGAGUCUCUGGCCGAAAAGGAACGCAUCAUUGAGCGUCUAAAAGAGCAGCGUGACAGGGACGACCGGGAGAAGACCGAGGAGAUUGACUGUUACAAAAAGGAACUGAAAGAGUUGAAGGAGAGACACAGCUUACUGCAGGGAGACCUGUCAGACAGAGAGACGUCUCUGUUGGACCUGAAGGAACAUGCAUCAUCCCUGGCCUCCUCCGGGCUGAAGAAAGACUCCAAACUCAAGAGUAUGGAGAUCGCCCUGGAGCAGAAGAGAGAGGAGGUCCUCAAAGUGGAGAAUCAGCUUAAGAGGGCUCAAAAUGCAGCCCUGGAGGCUCAGGCCAACACUGAGCUGGCAGAGCGCAUUAAGAACCUCGAACAGGAAGUGGCCCGCCACAAAGAGGAUUCUGGGAAGGCCCAGGCUGAGGUGGACCGUCUGCUGGAGAUCCUUCGGGAAAUGGAGAAUGAGAAGAAUGACAAGGAUAAAAAGAUUAAUGAGCUGGAGAGGCAGAUGAAGGACCAGACGAAGAAGGUGGCGUCUUUGAAGCACAAGGAGCAGGUGGAGAAGAGCAGGAAUGCUCGACUCAUGGAGGAGGCUAGGAAGCGGGAGGACAACAUGUCCGAGAACUCCCAACAGGUGAAGGACACUCUGCGUCAGAAGUCGGAGCGCAUAGAGGAGCUGGAGGAGGCGCUGAGAGAAAGCGUUCAAAUCACUGCUGAGCGAGAGAUGGUGCUGGCGCAGGAGGAGGCUGCCAGGUCACUCCAAGAGAAACAGAUGGAGGAGCUGCUGGGGGCGAUGGAGAAAGUAAAGCAGGAGCUGGAGUCCAUGAGGGCCAAGCUGGCCUCCACACAGCAGUCUCUGUGCGAGAAAGAGGCACACCUCUCAACCCUGCGAGCUGAGCGCAGGAAACACCUGGAGGAGGUGCUGGAGAUGAAGCAGGAGGCACUGCUGGCUGCCAUCAGCGAGAAGGAUGCAAACAUUGCCCUGCUGGAGUUGUCCUCCUCCAAGAAGAAGAAGACCCAGGAUGAGGUGGCUCUGUUGAAGCGGGAGAAGGACAGACUGGUGCAACAGCUCAAACAGCAGACUCAGAACAGAAUGAAACUGAUGGCAGACAACUACGAGGAUGACCAUCUGAAGACAGCUCCUGACCAGACAAAUCACAAACCCUCUCCAGAUCAGAUGAUACCCCCUCUUCUAGCCCUGUCCCAGAACCGCAGUAAACUCAAGCUCUACAUCGCCCACCUGACAGACCUCUGCCAUGACCGGGACCCCAGCAUCCUCAGCCAGCUCACGCCGCCCUCUCACUACCACCACAGCGACCCUGAACAUUGGGAGGAGGAGCUCCAGAAGAUGAGUGUCAAACAGUUGGAGCGAGAGCUGGAGGUGUGUGAGAAGGAGAGCGGGGAGCUGCAGGAGUACGCCAACUCUGUUCUCCAGCAGAUUGCAGACUACUGCCCUGAUAUCCUGGAGCAGGUUGUCAACGCCCUGGAGGAGUCAUGCUGACAACUCUGACCUCAGACGCAACCCCCGGCUGACCCCUGGUCUUCACAUAAUCUGUAGCUGAGCUCAGGUGCCCCUACCUCCACUUAACAAGGCUCCUGUAAGGAUGAGAGAAAGCUGGGGCAUUAUAUCUCACCCCGCUGAGCUUUUCUUCCUCGCUCCCCUCGUCCACCCUGAUACAAACUUUCACGACUCCGAAGUGCUUUCCUGUCUCGUGUGUCUCCCUAAUGCCAGGCCUGUAAAAUCAAAUUAGGGAUAUUCACAAAGUCUGUUGAAAUUCUGUCAGAUAUGGCACUUUGAGCAUCAGAUUACACACUGAAAACUGAGGUCCUCCUUUUUAAUGACAGCUGUGGCAGAUGGUGGUUAAAAACUAAAGUACACACCUAAUUACGCAGGCAACAGCAUACUGCAGGUUCAUGAAAAGUUAAAAGCUCACCCUUAAGGAUAUGUAAACACUAAAAUUAAAUUUCUGCUUGUAGUAGCCUUAUAAAAUAUUGCACACCUGUAAAUCUGGGACAGGUGCGUUGGGAGAGAAAGGAUAUAAGAUGAAAGAAACUUCCGCACAAAGUCUUGGAGUAUACUGCCAACCCUCCUCUCCCUAGACGUCUUAAUUCACAGCAGGAGCUGCUAGAUCAAGCACAGUUACCUCACCCACUUCUGUCUCAACCUUUUACCCCUCAGAUUCCUCUUAUACACCUUUCAAGUCAAAAGGGGAAGGUUUAUUCCUUACAUGGGACAGGAAAGCACUUCUUGUUUCUGAGAACUGGGGAGCUGCUACAUCUAGAGGGGAGCAGAGAGGAGCUCAGUUCAGUGGGUAUUUCAUGGAGCCAUGUAGAUGCUUAUUUUAUAGUCGUUGUUCCCUAACUAGUAGGUUGGAGUCGCUAGUUAGAAAUACAGCUACUGGUGGCUGAACAUCUGAAUACUUAGGAAAAUGCCACUUUUUAACCAAAUAUAAAUGCAGCAUGUUCUCCAAAUGUUUCCUCUCCCAGCUUGGAGCUAUGGAUCUGUCAUUGUAGCCAGGAUUAAAUUGUAGGUACGUUUUACUGUGUAGUCAGUGACUGGGUCACUGGCACGAGAGGGGGAUCAAGGCCUGACUUUUGACACAGAUCAGAGGUCUGCUUUUACUUACACUAAUUUCUCAAAUACAUAUGAGAGAGGGAAAGAGGGAGGAAACAAAAAAAGCUUUUAUUCUCUGAAACGUAUUAAUUUUUAGAUGGUUUUGCACACGUCCACUUGUUUAUGAGGUAUGCAAUGUUUUUUUUGAGAACGUUCUAGUGGCCUUGGAGCAUGCACAGAGAUCAGUACUGGACCUAAUGCAGGGAUAUUUAUUCCUCUGUAAUAUUGGUGCUAAGGCAUGAUGUAAGAACUUAUGUGAUCCACUGAUCAUUCAGUCUCAUCCAAAGUUUCUAUAGAUGUUACUUAAAGCCCACCUGAUCUUUAGUUUGAAUCACUGAAGAAUACAAGCCACACCCCUUUUUCUUGUAUUUUUCAGAUCACUUACAAAUGCAAGUGAUGCCUCUAUUGUUUUUUGAAAUCGUCAGGGGUGAGGUUUUUAAUUACUAAGUGCAUCUACAUUUACAGGAAAAAGUCACUUUUCAGCAGAUUUUGACUUUUUAGAUCAGUUUGUAAAUAACGUGAUAUUUAACACGUACAGUGACUGAAUAAAGGUAAUUAAGUGGAAGGUGUUGUGCAUUCUUUUAAAAAAAAAUCUGAAAAAGUUAAAAGCAGUGCAGUUGUCUUUUGUGUCUAAUUUUGUCUUCAGGACAAAAUGUGUGUGUGUGUGUGUGUGACAGUACUGCCAUAACUUGCGGAGAGUCACGUUCCAUUGAGAUAUAUAUAUAUAUAUAAAUAUAAUACAUAUAUAUAAAAAUGUUUACUGUAUGGAUAUGCAUUGAAUGUUUGCACAGAAUCUUAAAGAGCGAGCUGCUCUGAACAAAAAUGACCGUCGAGUUAGUGUCUUCAGCAAAAACUGAGGAAAGAAGUGUCAAAAAAAAUCUUUUGUGUCUAAUGUGUGAAAUACAAAUGUUUUCAAACCGUGACUGUGUGAUGGGAGAGUACUUUUCUUGCAUUUAUUUCUAAUAGUCAUUUUUUAUAUAUUUUCACCAUAUGGUGAUGUAAAUUUAUUAUCCUGAGAUCCCAGUGUUGUUGUCUUUUCUUCUUAACUGUUAUGUCAACGUUUUUUGUUGGUUGAUGUCAAAGGCGGACUGCGCCUGAUGGAUAAAAAUAAGUCUCCAGCCAUCAUGGCCCUCCUGCUGUUAUAAGAGGAACAUAAUGUUACAAAACAAAACUGCAUCUGGAGGUUUUCUAACAAACUUCUUAUGCACUGUUGACUUACAGAUAGCUGUGGGUGGACUAACAGUGUGUUUCACUGAAAACAAAACACAUCCACUGGUUUCAGAGGAUGUUAGUUGGAUGCUUGUUUUUGUACUUUUUGUCUCGAGGGUGGAGAUUAAUUUCUCUCCGUCCCUUUUUAACCCCUCACCUCUGGGUUCAGAGAAAGAAGAAAGCAUUUUUUAAAGUGUUUAAUUCCCCUUACUUUGGCCUGUGUGUCCCUGCCCUUGCCUUAAUGUCUCAUCAUCUCUUUUUCUCGACUCCUUAUUGAGGAACACAGAGCUGAUUAAGGGGCUUCUGUCAAGUUCAUGGUAUUUGUUUCUUUUCUUUUGCAUUUGUAUAAGAAA
This is a messenger RNA of Centropristis striata (black sea bass), 6427 nucleotides long. Its product is annotated as ELKS/Rab6-interacting/CAST family member 1-like. Gene Ontology annotation, biological process: regulation of synaptic plasticity; neuromuscular synaptic transmission; maintenance of presynaptic active zone structure. The record is from RefSeq and is a predicted model, not a curated record. The transcript has 20 exons. Lineage: Eukaryota; Metazoa; Chordata; Actinopteri; Perciformes; Serranidae. Gene Ontology annotation, cellular component: cytoskeleton of presynaptic active zone. Bases 420 to 3752 code for a protein of 1110 amino acids. Gene Ontology annotation, molecular function: structural constituent of presynaptic active zone.